Molecule: messenger RNA, 2368 nt
Organism: Westerdykella ornata
Lineage: Eukaryota; Fungi; Ascomycota; Dothideomycetes; Pleosporales; Sporormiaceae
Exons: 4
Coding region: 1-2088 (695 amino acids)
Source: RefSeq, a predicted model, not a curated record
AUGCCGCCUUCAGAUCGCUUCGAUUCUGUUGCCAACACUUCAAACACUUGCCCGGAAAAGUUCAGCGACCACAAUGGCCGUCUGCCUAUUGAUCAGGAGGGGCAUCGCCCUGGAUUUCGACAAGAAGAGCAGGACCUUCCGCGUCCUCCACCUCCUCCGCCGCCUCCUCCAGGCACACCCCCACCAGAGAACAUGCCCCGGAGCAGAAAGCGCAGGGCCACGGACUUGGACGGCCUUGUACAUCCUUCUCGCCGCAUGCGUGCUCGGCAAGAGUCGUCGGAUGCCAGUGAUGAGGAGCAGCGGCCUAAACCAGCCCGCGGCGACAAGCCUGGAGGAGGCCCAAAAUACAAAGCCACAGACGCAAACCUUAUUCCGCUUGGUACUCGCCGCAAGAGGCCGGAAGAUAACAGCGUUUCAGUUAGUCUGGGUGUUGCACCAGUUGGCGCAGAGAGGCCGCCUUCUCCCACCGAGAAAAAGCUUAAUGGUAACCAGUCUCAACCGGUAGCGACUCCAACGCCACAAAUUGUAUCCGCCGAAGGUAUCGUACGCUUCGACAAUGCGACAGGCACAUGCGGUCAAGUCAGAGGCGAUACCCGUCAAACCGCAGUCUCUGAUACCCGCGAAUCGAUUGAUACACGCGACAAACACCUCAUUCAAGCAAUGAGCGGAUGCACGAGCGUGAGGCAGUUAACCGACAUCGCACGCGCGCCUCCCGUCACAUUGACGAGUUUGAUCGGACUCACAGGAAUGACAGGUCCGUUCGAUACAGCCGUGAUAGAUCCCGGUCUCCGCGCGGACGCCAUGAACAAGCAGCGUCCGGCUCUAGGACCCGGCGCGCUCCAUCUCCUUGGCCAAGGCGUGAUUAUCGCAAAGAUCCUCGCGCGGAAGGUGUGCUGGACCGCUCACCAGGUUUGGGUCCCGAUGAACCGAAACGAGCGAGCUUACGAUGACAUUGAUUAUCAUCGCCCUGACGAGGAUUAUCAUUCAAGAUCGGGACUGUAUGAGAAUCGGUCUCGCGACGAUGACUGGGAACAUCACAGCUUCUAUCGCGAGGCUUCCUAUGAUGAAGGUGCGCUGAAUAAUUCAUCUGGGUAUGAGAACGAUCGUCGACGCUAUCGGUCUCGCGAGGAACCUUCGCGGUACCGACAUGAAGGUGGCAAUGGAUACAUGCGCGAUGACCAAUACGGCGAGGGUUCUCUGCGACGGUACGAUCGAGGUCCUCAUGCCUUUCCCCCGCCAUACCACGGCUACGAAGAGCUCGAACGGCACCCAGGCCGACACCACCAUGAGAAAGAGCGAAAUGGCCGAUACGAGCAGCUUGACCGGCAUCGAUACGCGUAUGACAGGACCAAGCGACAUUACGAGCAGGGUGAUAUGACGAACGAUACCGCGAACAGUCGUUUCGAUGAGGCCGCCGCGGACACGGAAUUCAAGAUCAAAGGCCGUCACCGGGAGCUCACGGGGCACGCUCAUCGUGACAAAGAGUUUGACAGAGAGCAUGACCGUUCUGGACCUUACAGAAAGAGUCGAUCUGACGCCAGAAAGAAGCAUAACCUCAGAGAGAGGCCUGAGGAGACACGCGAAGGACACGACGGCCAUGGAUGUCAGCACCAAAAAGAGCAUUACCAUCAAAGGAACCUUCGCUUGUCUCCUUACGAAUUCAGCGAGAAGCGCCGCUCCAACGAGAAUCAUCGCAAGCAACCAGACGGUGCCAAGUAUGGUCAAGAGCCAAGCGGCACCUACAAGAACGAUCGUCCGGCCGUAGGAGCCCCAUAUGAUCACGUUAAAGACCGGACGGUAUCUCAAAAUUGCACUCGGGGUGGUACUUUGCGUGAUGGGCACUUUGAACGUAACAACGAGCGGACUGAGGGGAAGCAGAAUCGGAACACCGGACGCGACGAGCUUCAUGAACGAGAAAGACUCGGAGUAGACCUAGCCGAACAAGGGCGACGCAAGGAGAAUCUCCGCCGCCGCGAAGGUAAUAGAAAGCCAAAGGAUACCAACAAGGUGAAGGUACAUGAGCGCGCAGUUGAACCCGAUGUUUCUCCAGUCAGUGUGCAUGACAGAGCUAAAGAUCAUAUAGCCUAGCCUUGCGUCAAGGAUAACACGAGACCCAAAGAGAGAGCAUCUCCGACAGAAGGCAAGAUGAGAACUUUAAGCCUGGGAUGGGAGGCAAGUCUGGUAUUGGAGGAGAAGCAGCGCGGUGUAGCAGUGCUCGGAAGUGAAGCCAGGGGAGGAAUAGAGGUCGGAAACAGACUGGGAGGCAAAGACUAUUUACCUUAACAGACUGCAACGGAGCACAUGGCAGGCUUCAACAGCAUGUCAUUUGUUCUGGUGUUGCUGAUUUGGGGUCUCGGGUGGAAGGUGC